Messenger RNA from Drosophila willistoni, 1135 nucleotides. RefSeq names its product cytochrome c oxidase assembly protein COX18, mitochondrial. The record is from RefSeq and is a predicted model, not a curated record. The coding region runs from base 41 to 1135 and encodes 364 amino acids. The transcript is spliced from 2 exons. Gene Ontology annotation, molecular function: membrane insertase activity. Gene Ontology annotation, cellular component: mitochondrial inner membrane. NCBI's taxonomy places the organism in Eukaryota, Metazoa, Arthropoda, Insecta, Diptera, Drosophilidae. Gene Ontology annotation, biological process: mitochondrial respiratory chain complex IV assembly; protein insertion into mitochondrial inner membrane from matrix.
UGUUAAACUUCUGUGCCCAAAACAGCUGACUGUGGUUUGUAUGAAAAUGGGAACGUUACGGUUAUGUUCCUGUUACGGCAGACGAGGGAUUGCGGCCACUUGGGGCAAUGGUUUGUGUUAUUCGGAAGCCCCCACUACAGCACCCAUUAGCUCGCGGCAGGGGCGGCGUCUGGCUUCAACUGAGGCGGGGGCAGUGGCCACAUCUCAACUUCAAGUGGAGCUAGCAAAUGCCAGCGGAAUGGUCGGAUUUUGGCAAACUUUGUCCAAUAGCACACCUGUAGCUUAUAUGCAGGAGGCUCUAACACAGAUCCACGAUUACAGCGGAUUGCCCUGGUGGGCGUCCAUUGUGGCCUCCACGCUUCUAUUUCGUGGUGUUGUAACAUUGCCUCUGACCAUUUACCAACACAAGAUUACAGCCCGAAUCGAAAAGAUUGCUCUGGAAAUGCCGGCCAUAGUAGAAGAGCUGAAAAGGGAGGCAGCCAUGGCCAAACACAAAUUCAAAUGGAGCGACAAGCAAACUCAAGUCGUCUACAGACGUUCGAUUAAAAAACAAUGGCAAAAAUUGAUAGUACGCGACAAUUGUCAUCCAAUGAAAACUCUUAUUGUUCUCUGGGGACAAAUCCCUUUGUGGAUUUUUCAAUCUGUGGCACUGCGAAAUUUGGUCUACAUGCUGCCCGAUCCCACAACACUGAAAGCCCAAAUAAUAGCCACCGAAAUGACGAUAGGAGGCUUCGGUUGGAUUCCAAACCUCACUGUGGUCGAUCAGUCAUACAUUCUGCCCGUGGCCCUAGGCCUUAUUAAUUUGGGCAUCAUCGAGCUGCAGUCCAUGACGCGAACACGUCCCGCUACACGUCUACAGAAUGUAAUGAACAAUGUAUUCCGUGGCCUGAGCAUUGUUAUGAUUCCAGUUGCUUGUACUGUGCCAUCCGCACUCUGCGUCUACUGGGUAGCCUCCAGUAGCUUUGGUCUGGCUCAGAAUCUGUUUUUGCUCUCGCCGGAAGUGCGACGUGCUGUGGGAAUCCCUAAAACGAAGGCAGAACUUGAGCAGCCAUACGAUCAACUGUGGUUAAAGAUACAACAACGUACAGGCCAAAUUGAAUCUGGCGCCGAGCAGAAGUCCGCUGAUAAGAACUAG